Molecule: messenger RNA, 2699 nt
Organism: Pygocentrus nattereri (red-bellied piranha)
Lineage: Eukaryota; Metazoa; Chordata; Actinopteri; Characiformes; Serrasalmidae
Gene: calcrl2
Product: calcitonin receptor-like 2
Exons: 14
Coding region: 295-1773 (492 amino acids)
Biological process (GO): cell surface receptor signaling pathway; angiogenesis; adenylate cyclase-activating G protein-coupled receptor signaling pathway
Cellular component (GO): plasma membrane
Molecular function (GO): calcitonin receptor activity; adrenomedullin receptor activity; calcitonin gene-related peptide receptor activity
Source: RefSeq, a predicted model, not a curated record
GAGAAAUUGCCAUUAUUUUGAAUUUAAAAACCGCCUCGGUGAAACUCGUAUGUGUAACGUUACUCUGGCUUCAGCUGCAGCUUGGGGGAAUGUCAAUGCUGUGAAGUCUCAUCUCUCAGUCAGCCAGCCCCCCUGCUGCUGGACCACCUUCUGCAGCUCUCACGCUCUGACCGCGGCACAGACCAACAUGGGCAGGCGGAGAGAUAACAGGAGAGGCUGCUGAACACCCUGACGGUUUUUUUACGGGUACUGAUGUUCUCAGAUGCCCCAUUUCUUUGCCUCCUCUAGUGCACCAUGGGAAAACACCCGUCCUUCCAGUUGUUGCUCCUUUCACUGCUGACCACUGAGGUAUGUCAGGGUGAGGAUAUGACAGCUACAAUGAUGUCACUGGUGGAAGUGACUUCACCCCCCCCACUUAUGAAGUCCAGACGGAGUAUCCUGGCUGCUCAAUUUGAGUGUUAUCUCCGAAUACUGCAUGACCCACCACAUACAGAUUCAGGACCCUACUGUAACCGCACGUGGGACGGCUGGCUGUGUUGGGACGACACGUCUCCAGGCGUUACUGUGCAACAGUGUCCCGCCUACUUCACAGACUUCGAUCCAUCUGAAAUAGUGACCAAAGUGUGCAACUCAGAUGGUCAGUGGUUCCAUCACCCAGACAGCAACCGUCUGUGGACCAAUUACACCCUGUGCACUGCGUACACCAGAAAAAAAGUUGAGGUUGCAUUAACAUCGUAUUAUCUGGCAGUGGUUGGUCACACACUCUCAGUGGUCUCUCUACUCAUAUCCAUUUUUAUCUUCUCCUACUUUAAGUGUUUAAGCUGCCAGAGGAUUUCCCUCCAUAAGAACAUGUUUAUGUCCUUCCUCCUAAACUCUGUGCUGAUGAUUAUCUGGUUCUCCAAGGUCAUCCUAAAGGAGAAAGAGGAUGCUUACUACUUGGAUUCAGAAGCUGCUCCGUGGCAUGUGUCAGAGAUUGGCUGUAAGCUCUUGUCCAGUCUGAUUCAUUACACAUCCUGCUCGAACUACUUCUGGAUGCUGUGUGAGGGGAUUUACCUGCACACACUCAUCAUUGUGGCCGUGUUUGUUGGGGAGCAGCAGCUGGGCUGGUACUACCUGCUCGGCUGGGGAUUCCCAAUUAUACCAGCCGUGAUUCAUGCCGUGGCUCGACUGUUGUUCCAUGACGACAAGUGCUGGAUAGUGAACAGUACUCUGCUUUACAUCGUCCAUGGCCCCAUCCAGGUUGCCUUAGUGGUAAACCUGUUUUUUCUUCUGAAUAUAGUGCGUGUGUUGGUCACUAAGCUGAAAGUGACGCACAAGUCAGAGUCUAGUGUCUACAUGAAGGCUGUGCGAGCCACUCUCAUCCUGGUGCCACUAAUGGGAGCUCAUUUCAUCUUGGUGCCGAUGCAGCCCAAGGACAGGCUGCCUCUGGCCAUCUACGAGUUUGUCAUGAACAUAUGUACGAAUUUUCAGGGGCUUCUGGUCGCCAUCAUAUUCUGCUUCGGCAAUGGAGAGGUGCAGUCAGCUCUAAGACGUAAGUCUAUACAGUACAGGGCUCAGUGGCGGAGACGCCUGGUCACCACCGACUCUCACUGCACCUACCACACUCAGUCCUCCAUCACCGAGACCAGCAGGGUCAUCAUCAGCCUGGAUAACACCCCGCCAAACUCAGAGGACGACAAAACACGCACCACCACACACUCAGUCAACGGCCAGAGCAACGGCAAACACUGCUCCAACGGAGACCAAGCGCCGCUGGAGACAUCUGACAUCUGACACUGUAGUGGAGAUACAGAGACAGUGGUACAGUGGCAGACACUGAAGGUCUGGUUUAGUUGCUCUUAAAGAAAUACUUCACCAAAAAACGCAAGCAGCAAUUGAAAAGUUGCUCGUGUUCAUUUGAUAUUAGCGUCAUCAGCAUUGAGUAGGCUUAGUUUGGAGGAAGAAAAAUCUCAUUUACACAGUUUGGUCAGCCAAGGCAUGUUUGAUCUAUCAGCUUGAUCAGUUUUACACAAGUGGCAACAGAAGCUCACACCUACCAGUUAGCAUUAGUAGAAGUGGGAUAUCGCCUGUAACACCAUGACUGUGAUUCAGUCUAAUGUUCUGUUGCUUUUAGAUGCCAUUUUUAAACUGCUUUUCCAACCCCAAACAAGUCUUGGCUGCUUGACUGCAUUUGAUGUAAGAGAGAAAUUGUGAGCAUUUUAUUUUUUUGAUAACUUUAAAUGGCAUGGCCUCCUCAUCCAUGUCACAAGCACUGUAAUUUAGCAAGUAUAGAGCGUAGAAAGCAAGUUGUUGACGUCGUCUACUGGUGUUAGUCAUUUGGGGAGUUGACAGUACUGCCUCAGUUCUUUGUAGCACAUACAGUCUCUCGUGUAGUAACACAGUCUCUCUUUUUAAUUGACCAAAACAAAAAAGCACUGCCUGUAAAAUGUUUGAGGACACCUUGCCUUCUUUUGAGUUUUAGAUUUUCUAGCUGUUACUUUUCAAUUCUGUAACAAAAUACCCGAAACAUUUUUUUAUUCAUAUAAAAUGGCUUUUUCUUUGUGCUUUAGGCAUGAAGUACAGUGCAAAAAUCAGAGCUAUUAAAUUUGCAGUCAAAAUGAACAUUAAGUAUGAGUUAAAUAUAUGAAUUAUUAAUAUAUAUGUUUAGCAAAACAUUGCACAGAAACCUCAACAACUAAAUAGAAUAUAUAAUCAAUACA